AUGUCGAAAGUCAAAUGUUCUUCAUACUCCACUGCUGAAAAGUUCCAAGUUUUGCAAUAUGCAAAACAACAUGAAGAAUAUAAUGAGGCUGAAACUAACUUAAAAGCAUGGAUUUUUGAAUUUCGACAGGAUGGAAUUGCUAUAACUCCUAAAAUCGUAAAACAUAUAUGA
Entrophospora candida is the source of this 171-nucleotide messenger RNA. The record is from the annotation of a GenBank genome assembly. NCBI's taxonomy places the organism in Eukaryota, Fungi, Glomeromycota, Glomeromycetes, Entrophosporales, Entrophosporaceae.